AUGCAAACUCCAUUGAAGGUGGCGGUCAUUGGAGCUGGACUCUGCGGGCUAAUCGCGGCUCGGGAGCUUGAAAGAGAAUCCCAUGAAGUCGUGGUAUUUGAAAAAGCCCACAGAUUGGGUGGAGUUUGGGUCUAUGAUCCAAGAACAGAAUCGGAUUUACUCGGAAUCGAUCCACAGAGAGAAAUCAUUCAUGCAACAAUAUACAAAUCUUUACGUACAAAUAGCCCACGUCAAAUAAUGGGAUUUUCAGAUUAUCCGUUUCAAGGGAAAGAAUACGGCGACCCACGGAUGUUUCCGGGGCAUGAAGAGUUUUUAAGAUAUGAGUUUCAAGUGGAAUGGAAGAGGAUUCCGGUGAGUUCGGCUUCGAGUUCAAACUCGAUUGAGGUGUUUGAUGCUGUGGUUGUUUGUAAUGGUCACAACAGUCAACCUAGGGUGGCUCUCGACAUUCAAGGAAUGAAUGAAUGGACUAAGAAACAACUGCAUGCUCAUAAUUAUCGAGUUCCUGAACCAUAUCGAGAUCAGGUUGUGGUUAUUAUUGGUAGUGGGUCGAGUGCGUAUGACAUAUCAAGAGAAAUAGCAAUCGUUGCCAAAGAAGUUCACUUAUCAUCAAGAUCACCAGAUGCUAAGGUCUCAAAAAUGGAUAAAUUCGAUAAUAUAUGGCAGCAUUCGAGGAUAGAUCAUGUUUUCCAAGAUGGUACAGUUACGUUUCAAGAUGAAGUAUCCAUUAAAGCAGAUACAAUUAUACAUUGUACAGGGUACAAAUAUCAUAUUCCCUUUCUUAAAAUGAAGGGCAUUGUAAGCGUUGAAGAAAAUCGUGUUGCACCUACUUAUGGACAUGUUUUCCCUCCACAACUUGCUCCCAAACUAUCAUUUGUGGGACUAUUUAACAAGGGUAUGACAUUUCUUCCAGCAGAACUGCAAUCAAAGUGGAUAGCUCAAGCAUUAUCCGGGAAAGUUUUAUUGCCAUCCGAAAAAGAAAUGUUACAUGAUGUAGAAAAAGUUUACAGACAAAUGGAAGAGAGGGGAAUCCCCAAGAGCUACACUCAUUCACUUAAUCAUCAAAUGGAUUACAUGGAUUGGUUAUCAGAUCAAUUAGGAAUAACACAGCCUCCACAAAAGCUAAAGGACUUUUAUGCACAAUUCAUAGAACUUUUUCAUGACGAUCACGAAGGCUUCCGUGAAGCGUUUGAAUACAGUUUAUCAAACGACGAUGGGAUUUAAAUCAAUUCCUUUUGAUUUAUUUAAGUAGUUCAUCCUUUAAUCAACUAUAAACUUUGGCUUUGGUGAUGUAGUGAUAGAAACAAAACAUAUGUUACAUUUUCCUUUCCAUUUUUUCACUGCUUUUGUAAAAGCAUCAUCGAAAACUAUCCAACACUGUCUGGGAACACACUCUAACAGUAUGCACAAUGCAACAUAAACACGAGUUUAUGUUUUUAACAUAAAGUUAAUUCAUUGAGCUCCAUGUAUCAGACCAGAAACAAUAGUAGGGUUAGGCAAUUCUUUUGUCUCGUGACAAUUUUGUUUCCAAUAGGAACACAAAAGGUUAGUCAUGCUAUAUUGUGUCUACAUUUAUAAAUUUGGCCAACAAUGAACACCAAU
Messenger RNA from Lactuca saligna, 1599 nucleotides. NCBI's taxonomy places the organism in Eukaryota, Viridiplantae, Streptophyta, Magnoliopsida, Asterales, Asteraceae. The record is from the annotation of a GenBank genome assembly.